UGGCAAGUAGGGCGCCCAGGGGGUAGCUGACUGCUACCUCGGCUACGGCAUCGACGGACGUGUAGGUGAGCGAGCAGAGCUCCGGAUCUAUGCCAUCAUUGACACUUAGACCCGGUGAUGCCAUGGAGACCUGUCUCUGUCCACGUAUGGCACCCUGUCCGCGCAUUCAUUGCCUAUAUACUCCACUCCUUGAGGCUGCUACCAAUGACACUGAUUGUCGUUCCAUUUGGGGUGCUAUCUCAAAAGUACCAGCUGGUCCACAAAGCUAAGAAGUGUUCAUGCUGCACACUUUCAAAACACAGGUGCUUGCCCUUUUAUGGGAAUGUUCUUCCUCGGCCACCAAUUGGCUACCAUAAUGGCAGUGUAAGAGACAUUUCUGACACCAAUUACGACAUUUCCAUUUUACGUUGCCAAGGGAUGACAGUACUUGAACCAGCUGCACUAUUUUGUAACAAGUUAUUCUGUACUACUUGCAGCAAACUAUUUUGCAGUAUUUUCCUGCAUGGUUGUAAUCUAUUACAAGGUGUUUCAUCGAAUGAGGGACAUGAUUUUGCAGUUGUCUACAGCUAGCGACUCUCAGUCAUUAUAUCUAACCCGCAUUUUUGACAGAAAAAUCUCCGUUUUUUUCAAGCCGCUCAAGCUAUGAUUAUUGAACACCAGAAAGAUGCCAAGUACAGAGUAUUUCUCUUCUUCUGUAUUUACAUCAUAACAGGAACUACCCGUCUGUUGUAAAUACACAAAAACUGGUGUUUUAAAUACGUUUACUGCAGCAUUUGUGAGUGGAAUAGCCAACAUACGUAUUGUAAUACAUCCUGGAAAUCCAAGUUC
This is a messenger RNA of Geodia barretti, 828 nucleotides long. Lineage: Eukaryota; Metazoa; Porifera; Demospongiae; Tetractinellida; Geodiidae. The record is from the annotation of a GenBank genome assembly.